Hydractinia symbiolongicarpus is the source of this 2208-nucleotide messenger RNA. RefSeq names its product nucleobindin-2-like. The coding region runs from base 351 to 1469 and encodes 372 amino acids. Gene Ontology annotation, molecular function: calcium ion binding. NCBI's taxonomy places the organism in Eukaryota, Metazoa, Cnidaria, Hydrozoa, Anthoathecata, Hydractiniidae. The transcript is spliced from 8 exons. Gene Ontology annotation, cellular component: extracellular exosome; endoplasmic reticulum-Golgi intermediate compartment. The record is from RefSeq and is a predicted model, not a curated record.
CAACCCACUAAUGAAAUUAGAAAGUUUAUUUACAUUCUAACUUUCAACAUGCUUACUGACUUUUUGCAAGGAGGUGGGGAAGGGUGUAAUUGUUAAUUUUUUUAGUUUUUAACUGUUAAAAAAAGUCUAAUAUAAACCUUUAAUAAAAUCCUCAACAAUUUUUAAUAAUCUUUUACUAAUGUUAAUAUUUUCACUUUAAAUAUGGUUUUUUCUAGGUUCUACAAAUUACAGCUAGGAAACACGGAGGAAAAUUUAUGUUGUUAAAAAAGUCUUUUAAAUUUUUAGGGUCAUUAAUGCAACUGCAAUUAUACAUUCAAUUUUUUUAUUAGUUAUACAUAUUAUAGUCUGGAAUGGAUACUCAAAUUAAACUCGUACUUUUAUCACUUCUUAUUGGGCAAUUGGUUGCUCCACCACCAGUUGAAAGAAACCAAGCAGAAAUGACCGAUAAUUGGAAAUAUAAUACCGAAGGACUUACAAAGGAACAAGCACAAGAUCAAGAAUAUUUUCGGUAUUUGACACAAGUUGUUGGGGAAUUAGAAAAGGAUGCAGAAUUUAAAUCUGUUUUAAAUAAUGCGACUGAAGAUGAUAUAAGGUCUGGAAAAAUAGCAGAACAUUUCGACUUAGUUGGUCAUCAUAUUAGGCAAAAGUUAGACGAAGUUAAAAGGUUGGAAGUAGAAUAUCAACGAGACCUCUUGCGGCAAAAGAAAGAACACAUGUUGGGGAUUGACAGAAAUUAUUGGAAUCCUAUUCACCAUGAAGAUCAGAAAACGUUUAGCAAAGAAGAUUUAAAAAAACUGCUGUCAAAGCAUAAUGACAUGAUGAUAGAUCAAGAUAAAAAGCGUAAAGACGAAUUCAAAAGUUAUGAAAUGCAAAAAGAGCAUGAACUUCGGGAAAAGAGAAAGAAUAUGACUGAAGAGGAAAGAAAGAAAGAUGAGGAAGAAUAUAAAAAACAUCAUAACAAAAAACAUGAAACUAUGCAUGAACCGGGACAUAAAGCUCAGCUUGAAGAAGUUUGGGAAAAAGAGGAUGGUCUUGACCCAGAUAGUUUUGAUCCAAAGACAUUUUUCAAUCUACAUGAUAAAAAUGCAGAUGGUUACUUGGACUUGUAUGAACUAGAAACUGUUUUUCUUGCUGAUUUGGACAAGAAUUACAAUGAAAGUGAUCCUGAUGUUGAUUUGAAAGAACGUGAUGAAGAAUUAGCUCGCAUGAGAGAACACGUCAUGAAAUCUAUGGAUCGAGAUAACGACGGUUUAAUCUCUAAAGAAGAAUUUAUGAUGGAAACGAAAAAAGACGACUUUGAGAAAGACGAUGAAUGGAAACCACUGACUGAAGAAGACCAGUAUACAGACGAAGAGUUUGAUGAAUACGAAAAAAUGUUACAACAGGACGGUGAACGCCAUGGGGAUGAACACCAUGAAGACGAUAAGGAAAAAGAACAUCCUUCAAAUAAUAACAGCGAGGGACAUUAGACAUAGGUGAAGAACUCAAGGCUUGCGUCGAUAGAUUGGGUUUUGAUAUUAGCUAGCUUCUUAUUUACGGCGUCACAAUUUGUACUUUCAGAAUUUCAUUUUUUUAUUUGAUCUGCAGGGUUUUUUUUUAUAAGCAUAGCGUUUUAUUCAGGCUCACAUAGACGUGUGUUUUUAUUGUGCUGUGGGUAUUUGUUUUUACUUAUAUACAAUAAUACUUGAUAACCAAUAUACUGUCUGGACUGAACCUUCUGUCGCGACAUGUCUUUAUAAAGUUUAAUUUUUUAAUUUAUUCUGGCUAUAAGCAAAACGUAUGCUUACUCUAAAGUCCCAGCCUGAUUUUUAGUUUUUACUUGCUUUUAAAAAUAACUUGUGCAAUGAAUUUUACAUUCUUUGAAACCCGUACCUGGAAUUGUUUAGUUUUCUUAUAAACACGACUAACUCGGUGUUUUAAAAAUAUUGGAAGUUAGGCAAGUUUUCUGUUUUUUAAAAAGUUAUUUUAAAAAGCAUUUUUUUAAGUUUUAUAAACGUGAUAAAGGAUGCUUAGUUUGUACACACCCUUUUUGGGAGUUGAAAUUUCGAGAUCUUUUCCAACAAUAUUUUGAACAGAAAUUGAAAGGUAUAAACAACUUUCUGGCGUCGUCGUGAGGGAAGGCUUUUUUGUGUUGGUGAGAAAUUUAUUCAAAAUAUUACCAAAAAAAAUGUAAAUUAUUGACAAAUAUAAUACAUUAUUUCUUUCGUA